This is a messenger RNA of Caenorhabditis auriculariae, 3152 nucleotides long. Lineage: Eukaryota; Metazoa; Nematoda; Chromadorea; Rhabditida; Rhabditidae. The record is from the annotation of a GenBank genome assembly.
AUGAGCGGAUUGGAUGGACGAAAGUAUGGAAAUGAAGCAAAACGGAAGUGCGAGAUCCAAAAGCGUGCUCGAACGAAUGGAAGAUUCCGUCGGCCUCAACUAUUUGAGGUAUUUUUUUCAUUUCAUUGUGAGCUUAUUUUUCAAAAAGAGAGUGUAUGACAAGAUUGCAUCAAUGUUGAAGUUAGGAUUUUUGAGAGCCACGGAUAAGUUCAUGACCAAAAAAAAAUUAGUACUGGAGUCCAUGUUGCGCAGAAGUUCAGUCUCCCUUUUUCAACUCUGAUUUUUCUUGAUGAUUUAUCAAAAAUUGCUUCAGAAGCUUUUGCAUUUGGACAAUUAACAUACAUUUUUCGUAUUCAAAUCAAAAUUUUUUGAAGUCGUUCUUGGUGCAAAAGCUUCCUAAUUUUAUAAACGAUUUUAAGAUUGAAAUUUCUAUGAUACUUUUGCGCUUCCUGAACCAUUCCGUUUUAAACUUAAUCGCUUUUCCAAAUCAAUCAAGUAGUUUCAAAAUUUCACGUUCAAUGUCAUUGAAGCGAAGAAGUUCAGCAAUCUUGUCAUAUACUCUCCAAGGCCCAAUCUAGAAAUGAAAUAGGUUUCUUAAUUUCAGAAUUAAUCUUGUAAUUUAGACAUCGAUGAUUGUAUAGGACGACGCGGUCACGCUGCUUUUCGUCGCCGAAUUAAAAAUUUCUUAUUUUUCGAUAAAAUGUUUGUUAAACUUUGGAAGUAAACAUGGGAUGAUGACCACAGCGCGACCGCAUCGUAGGGCCUCAUGUCUUUUAGGAUUUAGUAGGAUAGGGUCUUGUUUGAAGUUGGGGAAAGGCGCGCGAAGAAGUAGAAUUUUCCUGAUUAAAAUAGUUUUCCGCGCAUCUUCCUUCACUUUAAAUAAGGUCUGUUGCUUCUCAAACUGGCUGAGAUAGUCGAUGAUGUACUGGAAGUUUUGGAAGUCCAUGGAUGAAAGAAGUAUGAAUAUGCAGAGCGUGCUGAAAGACUUGUUAUUCUGAGAUUUCCAAGCUUGCAUUUCAAUCAAAAAGGGUGAGCUUCUUCUUGGCUUUUGUCAGCAAGAAGAAAGGGGGCUUCUGCCGGUUCUUUGACAUGGGGAUAUUCGUGUCGAGCAUGACCUCGGUCACUCUUUCCGGAGGGGAGAUCUCAGCCACUCGGAACCUCUGAGUGGCACUUCGGUCCAACCAAGGAGACUGGUGCACUGUCCCACUCCUCCGUGCUCCUACACCCAGUCAGUCUCUCUGACUUCAACUUUUUCCGACUCAAACUGCUUGGGAUCUCAGAAAAACUAGACUUUAACAUGACUGCACGAAAUUUCAAAGUCACUUUUGGGUAUUGAUUGGUCUAGUAAAUUAUCCAGGAGCCGAAAACUUGCAUUGGUGCGUCUAUGCACCUUACUUUCGAUGAUCGAUUUAUCUUGUAAAUUCUUCCUCAAGAGCCAAAAUCUAUCCUUAGCGCGCCAAUGCAUUUAUCGAUUCGUUUAGUAACUCCUUUACGCCUAGUAAAUCCUCUAGGAGCCAAAAACUUCUUUCAUCCAUGGGCUUUCAAGUAGUAUUUCAUGUUGUAUCCUGACUCUGUAGAUGUCCUUUCCUUCUCUCAUCUCCAAAUGAGAUUUUCUCACUUCGGUCAGAAAAAGAAGGUUUCGACUUUCACGGAAGAGAGUUCUCAGUCACUUGGACUUCCAAGUGGCAACUUCGGUCUGACCAAGGAGACUGGCGAUUUUCCCACUCUUCCGUGCUCGAGUUCACUAGCUUGACCUGUCAAGCUUCGAACUUCAGGGAGAUGAUCAGAAGAGAAAGACUUGUACAUCAGAGAGUAUCUCAGCCAAUUUGGAGAAGACGUCAUUGCAUGAGUGUAUGUGAGAACAGAACACAGUUUAAAUACGAAGACUUUAUUGAAAGGCAUAGAAAAGAGAUCAUGAUUGACAAGUUGAAGAUGAAGAUGUAGAAGAAAUUGCAAUCUGUAAAAUCAUUCUUAAUAUUGCAAUUUGAAUAUAAAAAUGCUGUAUUAAUAUUGCAAUUUGAAUAUAAAAAUGCUGUAUUAAUAUUGCAAUUUGAAUAUAUAAUAAUGCUGUAUUAAUAUUGCAAUUUCAAUAUAAAAAUGCUGUAUUAAUAUUGCAAUUUGAAUAUAAAAAUGCUGUAUUAAUAUUGCAAUUUGAAUAUAUAAUAAUGCUGUAUUAAUAUUGCAAUUUCAAUAUAAAAAUGCUGUAUUAAUAUUGCAAUUUGAAUAUAUAAUAAUGCUGUAUUAAUAUUGCAAUUUCAAUAUAAAAAUUCUGUUUGAAAAUGAAAAAUAUUGAGCCGCCUACUCCUGCUUGCCCAUUUUUCAGACAGAAACUUGGAUUCUCCAAGUGAAAGGCCCAAAGCGAUGUCGCUGGGACAUCUUCUGCCGUGCUGUGAUGAGAUCGGCCGGGAGACCGGACUCGACUUUCGCAAGUCGUCGUGAGCACUCUCUCAUCAGAAUGGCGUGGCCUCCAUUGAGCACGACUUCCGAUGUACAGCGACAACUCUUUGGACCGUUCGGAGUGCAAAAAUCGAGGCACAAGCAAAAUAUACAAAAAUGGUUUCAGAAAGCUCAAUUCUACUGUCUUAUUCAAUUGUCAUAUUCUAAAAUAAAUAUUCUAUUCUUUCAAUGUUCGUGUUAGAACAAACGUUUAACACUGCGGCCAAAGCAGUUAUUGGGCUUCUGAAGUAUUUACUAGACUAAUCAAUAUGUGCAUUGAUGCGCCAAUGCGAGAUUUUGGCUCUCGAAAGAGAUUUACAAAAUCAAUCGAUCAUAAAAAGUAGUGUGCAUGGGCGCACCAAAGCAAGUUUUCGGCUCUUGGAGGAUUUAGUGAACCGAUCAAUAUCCAAAAAUGUCUCGGAAAUAUCGUGCAAAGUCAUGUGAAAGUAUAGUGUUUCUGAGAUUCGAAGCCGUUUGAGUCGGAAAAAAGUUGGAGAGACGGACUGGGCAUAGGAGCACGGAGGAGUGGGACAGUGCACCAGUCUCCUUGGUUGGACCGAAGUGCCACUCAGAGGUUCCGAGCGGCUGAGAUCUCCCCUCCGGAAAGAGUGACCGAGGUCAUGCUCGACACGAAUAUCCCCAUGUCAAAGAGCCGGCUGAAGCCCCCUUUCUUCUUUCUGACAGAAGUCAAGAAGAAGCUCGCCCUUUUUGAUUGA